This is a messenger RNA of Pangasianodon hypophthalmus (striped catfish), 1409 nucleotides long. RefSeq names its product ganglioside induced differentiation associated protein 1-like 1 (gene gdap1l1). The coding region runs from base 298 to 1398 and encodes 366 amino acids. The record is from RefSeq and is a predicted model, not a curated record. Lineage: Eukaryota; Metazoa; Chordata; Actinopteri; Siluriformes; Pangasiidae. The transcript has 6 exons.
UGUGUGUAUGUAUAUACAUAUAUAGGCCUAUGCUACAUAGAUGUCGUGCAUUAAUGUUAAAUAUAUGGCUCAUUAUUAAAAUUGCAUAUAUGGAGCAUCCUCUGUUGGAUUAGGAGCAGCCGGAAAUAGAGGAUAACCCAAGGAUGCUGUGCUCGCGCUGGUGAAGAUUCCGCGCGCUGUUAUUGCACGGUUUGCAUUCCCUCCUUCCGCUCUCUCUCUCUCUCUCUCUCUCUCUCUCGCAUCAUCCUCCCUCCCCGGUUGGUACCCUUUCUCUCGCACGCACGAGCAUCCUCCGUCAUGGCGUCUUCCAACCAUGUCACCCCCACCAACUGCAGCUGGUGGCCCAUUUCGGCCAUGGGCGAGGACGGCAAGCUCGCGGACGGAGAGGAGAGUCACGAGCCGCCAGUGGAGCACAAGCCCUUCUCUAAAGACCGCCUCGUUUUGUACCACUGGACGCAGUCUUUCAGCUCGCAAAAGGUGCGUCUGGUGAUUAAUGAGAAGGGUCUGCUGUGUGAAGAGCGGGAUGUGAGUCUACCUCUGACUGAGCACAAGGAGCCCUGGUUCAUGAGGCUCAACCUUGGAGAGGAGGUGCCUGUCUUCAUACAUGGAGACACCAUUGUCAGUGACUACAACCAAAUCAUCGAAUACUUAGAGACCAACUUUGUGGGUGAUACAAUAGCCCAGCUUAUUCCAGAUGAAGGCACUCCCAUGCAUGCUCGGGUGAAGCAGUAUCGUGAGCUUCUGGACGGCCUGCCCAUGGACGCCUACACACAUGGCUGCAUCCUCCACCCUGAGCUCACCACUGACUCCAUGAUCCCAAAGUACGCCACUGCUGAAAUACGUAGACACUUGGCCAAUGCAGCAUCUGAACUGAUGAAACUAGACCAUGAGGAGCCACAGCUGACAGAGCCCUACCUUUCAAAGCAGAAAAAACUCAUGGCAAAGAUAUUGGAUCAUGAUAAUGUGAACUACCUGAAGAAGAUCCUUGUUGAGUUGGCAAUGGUACUAGACCAGGUAGAGGCAGAACUUGAAAAGAGGAAACUGGAAUAUCAAGGUCAGAAGUAUGAGUUGUGGCUUUGUGGACCUGACUUUACACUAGCUGAUAUAUGUCUUGGAGCCACGUUGCACAGGCUUAAGUUCUUGGGACUUUCAAAGAAGUACUGGGAAGACGGAAGCAGACCCAACCUCCAGUCAUUUUUUGAGCGUGUGCAGAAGCGCUACGCUUUCCGCAAGGUGUUGGGAGACAUCCACACCACCUUACUGUCAGCAGUCCUACCCAACGCGUUCCGAAUGGUAAAAAAGAAGCCGCCGUCCUUCUUCGGCGCUUCCUUCUUAAUGGGUUCUUUAGGUGGUAUGGGCUAUUUUGCCUAUUGGUUUUUAAAAAAGAAAUACAUGUAGUAAAUACUCUA